AUGCCUCAACGGUUUGAUCGGAUUGUGAGCGCGGCGAUUGAGAAGAGAUUGGGCGGUGGUGGAGAGAAGAAGGAAGGGGAUGGGGUUAAUAACAAGAAGAAGGAUUUGUUGCAGGUUCUGCUGGGUUCUGGUGAUGCCUCGUCCUUGGCUUCCAUGGCCCAUUUCAAAGCCCUGCUCCAGAUACCGGAAGUCGGCGGAUUCACUGUCCCCCAAGGGACGGAAGUCGUCGUCAACGGCUGGGCCAUCCACAGGGACCCUCAGUUCUGGGACGAGCCGUCGGAUCUCCGACCGGAGCGGUUUCUGGACGGUGGGGACGGGAGACCUCGUUUGAUUUCAUGGGCGGCGGGAGCAGUGGUUUCCGGUACAUUCCGUUCGGGUCGGAGGAGCUGUGCGGGAGUUCAUUUGGCGGAGAGGCUGAUGAAGUAUGUAUUGGCUUCGUUCUUGCAUUGUUUCGAGUGGAAGCUUGCCGACGAGGAAGGAGGAGUUGUUGAUUUUGCCGACGAGUUUGCGCUGUUGAUCAAGAAGAAAAGGCCGUUAAUCGCAGUGCCGAGUCCCCGCCUGCUUGCUAGGCCAGAGCUGCUUGCUUAA
This is a messenger RNA of Linum trigynum, 588 nucleotides long. Lineage: Eukaryota; Viridiplantae; Streptophyta; Magnoliopsida; Malpighiales; Linaceae. The record is from the annotation of a GenBank genome assembly.